AAUCCCAGUGGAACCUACUUUGUUUUUAGCUCAAAACUCUCAUCACAUCUCUUUCUAUCACGUGAAUCCCAAUUAUUUGUAACUUGUUACAUAGUAGCCUUUCCCUUUAUAUAUAACCCCAUUCCUCCGCACACUCAUAUACGUGUCUCACAAACUGAUCAUCUCACUUUCCCGAUUUGCUCAAUGGCAGCCGGAGGCCAACUCGAUCCUGCACCAGACUCGUUAUCGGGUCAAACCAAACAUAUCCCGUAUAUCUCGAAUACUAUUUCAGACUCGAGCAAGCAAAAUAAGAAGAGCAAUAGUAAUGAUCAUGCUUCAGACCUGUUAUCAAGUCAAACCAAGCGUACUCAGUGUAUCCCGAGUAAGCGGAAUACGAGUAGUAGUAAAAGUAAGCACCCGGUGUACAGGGGAGUAAGAAUGCGUAGCUGGGGUAAAUGGGUGUCCGAGAUUAGACAGCCUCGUAAAAAGACACGUAUUUGGCUCGGCACGUAUCCCACGGCUGAAAUGGCGGCUAGGGCACACGAUGUCGCCGCGUUGACCGUCAAAGGUGGCGCGGCGAUCCUUAACUUCCCUCAGCUCGCGCAUUCCUUGCCUCGUCCCGAGUCUGUUUCUCCUCGUGAUGUUCAAGCUGCGGCUGCCAAAGCAGCCGCAAUGUCUUCUUCGUCGUCUUCUUCUCCUUCUUCUGUGUUUGAUCACGAGUCGUAUGAGCUGGGACUCGGUGAGAUAACUGAGUUGCCGAGUUUGAACGUGGAGAAGGAGUCUUCUGAUGAGGUAUUACUUGUUGACUCGCCGGAUAUGUGGCUUUAUCCGGCGCCGUCAUGGGCGGAGGAAACGGAGUUAGAUGGGUAUUUAAUUUCCGGUGAAUUUAAUUAGUUGAUUAUUUAUUUUGCUGUAAAUUAUAUAUACACUUCUGUAAUUUUGAAUUUAAGUUCUUUGUGGUAUAUAAAAUGUUUCAUUGUGGGGAAUAA
Messenger RNA from Daucus carota subsp. sativus, 968 nucleotides. RefSeq names its product ethylene-responsive transcription factor ERF039. Gene Ontology annotation, molecular function: DNA-binding transcription factor activity; DNA binding. The record is from RefSeq and is a predicted model, not a curated record. Lineage: Eukaryota; Viridiplantae; Streptophyta; Magnoliopsida; Apiales; Apiaceae. The transcript has a single exon. Gene Ontology annotation, biological process: regulation of DNA-templated transcription. Bases 184 to 873 code for a protein of 229 amino acids.